Molecule: messenger RNA, 2046 nt
Organism: Magnolia sinica
Lineage: Eukaryota; Viridiplantae; Streptophyta; Magnoliopsida; Magnoliales; Magnoliaceae
Product: protein NUCLEAR FUSION DEFECTIVE 4-like
Exons: 3
Coding region: 63-1724 (553 amino acids)
Cellular component (GO): membrane
Source: RefSeq, a predicted model, not a curated record
CAAGCCCCCCAUUUCUGCCCUCAGCCAAUAAUAACAUAGCCCCUUUCUAUCUCUCUGUCAGAAUGGGGGCUCUCUUUUCUCCAUCUUCUUCGACAGGAAAAUGGCUAGGGUUUGUAACAGCCGUUUGGGUGCAAGCAAUAUCAGGCAACAACUACACCUUCUCAAACUACUCAGAUGCGCUGAAAUCCCUCAUGGGUCUGACUCAGCUCCAGCUCAACAACCUAUCCGUUGCCAAAGACAUUGGCAAGGCCUUUGGCAUCUUCGCCGGUCUUGCGUCGGACCGUCUCCCCACUCCUUUCAUAUUACUCAUAGGUUCCAUUGAAGGCUUUAUAGGCUAUGGAGUUCAAUGGCUCAUUGUCAGUCAGAAGAUCAAGCCCCUCCCUUAUUGGCAGAUGUGCAUCUUCUUGUGCAUGGGAGGCAACAGUACCACCUGGAUGAACACGGCCGUUCUCGUCACUUGCAUCCGUAACUUCAGCAAGAACCGUGGCCCCGUCUCCGGUAUUUUGAAGGGCUACGUCGGUCUCAGCACUGCAAUCUUCACCGACGUUUGCUCUGCCCUCUUCUCUGACAGCCCUUCCUCUUUCCUCCUCAUGCUCGCCGUCAUCCCCUUCCUUGUCUGCCUCACCUCCAUGAUCUUCCUCCGCGAGGUGGACCCCGCGGCCAACGCGGCCGACGAAAAGGAAGAAGCUCGCUACUUCAGCAUCUUCAAUGCCGUUGCUGUGAUCAUAGCCGUCUACCUCUUGGUGUUCGAUGUAUCGGGAAAGCACGGACCGGCCGUGUCAAAGGCGUUUGCCAUAGUCCUCCUCCUCAUGUUGGCCGCCCCUCUGGGGGUGCCCAUUUACAUCUAUCUCAAAAUGAAAUCAGUCAACAACUGCAAUUCUGACAUAGAAGGGAUACAAGGGCAGAUUUCCCAACCUUUGCUCAUUCAAGAAAAUCCAAUCCAAGAAGAAGAAGAACAACAACAACAACAACAACAAGUGGUUAUUGAAAGAGAAAUCAAGAAGAAGAGGAGGCCCACCAUAGGAGAAGAUCACACGAUUGUGGAGGCGUUGUGGACAUUGGAUUUCUGGAUAUUGUUCGUAUCGUUUCUUUGUGGAGUGGGGACGGGUUUGGCAGUAAUGAAUAACAUGGGACAGAUGGGGCUUGCGCUGGGAUACGUGGAUGUUUCCAUCUUCGUGUCUUUGAUGAGUAUCUGGGGAUUUUUCGGGCGUAUCGGAUCGGGCUCCGUAUCGGAGUACUUCAUCAAAAAAUCUGCGACACCAAGGCCUUUAUGGAAUGCUGCUUCGCAGAUUCUAAUGACCGUUGGGUACAUUGUCAUGGCCCUGGCAUUGCCAGGAUCUUUAUACAUCGGCUCUAUUGUUGUUGGCAUCUGCUACGGCGUUCGCAUAGCUGUCAGUGUACCAAUGGCAUCCGAACUAUUUGGUCUCAAAUACUAUGGUCUCAUCUACAACAUUCUCAUCCUGAAUCUCCCUCUUGGUUCGUUCCUCUUCUCCGGACUGCUUGCUGGAUUAUUGUAUGAUUCACAGGCAACAAAGACAGCCGGAGGAGGCAACACAUGUAUAGGGGCCCACUGUUACCGGCUCGUGUUCGUGAUGAUGGCAUUUGCAUGCAUAGUUGGAUUUGGAUUAGACAUUCUGCUAGUGUUUCGGACCAAGGGCGUGUAUUCCAGGAUUCAAAUGAGCAAGAAGUUGAGAAAAGUAGCAAAGGAGCCAGAAGCCAUUUAAAGCUGAAGUGUACCGUCUCCAAGUAUUAUUUUUGUUUCUCAGUAUAGCUACGUAAUGGUAAAUUUCUUUCCUAUCAACCGAAUGAGAAUUACUGGCAGCUUUGGCGUGGUUGUUUGAAUGGCUGACUUAGGGUAUGGGGGUCUUUCCCUCGCCGGGACAUAAUAUUUCCUUUUUUAUUCUCUUUUUUCUUUUUCUUUUAUUGAGGCUUGGAUUCUUUGUCUUGUUAGAUUCCAACAGGUGCAUACGCCUGGCCUGUUUGGAUACAAUCAGAUAAGUUACUUUUUAACUUAUUUUAAGUCAUUAAGUUACUUUUUACACUUAA